AUGUGGAUUGCGCAUUACGCCUCAGGUCUCGUUGCCAAACCAUUUGCUCCUGGUGUCCCGCUCUGGCUCCUCGCUUUAGCCGGAGCUCUGCCUGACGCUGUGUUUUUCGUGCUGAAUUUCCUCGGUAUCGAGUCUUUCCAAGUAGAUCCCGGUCUGCAAAAGAAAGGAUGCUUCCCAUAUGCUACCGACUAUCCUUACAGCCACUCUUUGGCUGGGAUGUUUGUAGUAGGUGCAAUUUUAGCCGCUGUCUACAAAACCCAGACAAGGCGACAAGUAUCAUUCCAAGACUUGGCGGUGAUCACCCUCACCUCAGGCAGCCAUUUCCUGCUCGAGUGGCCUUCCCACCGCGCCGAUGUCAAAGUCAUGCCGCAUGACAAUACCUCCUUCGGCGCUGGCCUUUUUGACCAUCCAGGUCUCAUAUUCGUUUCGGAGACGCUGAUAUUCCUCGCCGGGCUAUGGGUGUACACUAGUUUCGCCCCGUUGGCUACAAGGUCCGGUUAUAAGCAGAACAUGAACUGGUUCUGGGCCGUCAUUGGCGUGAUGGUAAUGCAGCAGGCCCAGUUUAGUCUGAAUGCGGCUCCGACGACGGAAACCCGAUGGGUCCAUGCACCAGCGUUCCUGGGUGAAAUUCUGGGGAGUGCCUGGCUACUGGGGAAGCUCGAAGGCUGAGUUUGGCCACCAUGACCCUUGACUCUAUAGUGGCCGAUCCGGAGUAAUCGAAGUUCUGUG
Molecule: messenger RNA, 729 nt
Organism: Gloeophyllum trabeum ATCC 11539
Lineage: Eukaryota; Fungi; Basidiomycota; Agaricomycetes; Gloeophyllales; Gloeophyllaceae
Exons: 4
Coding region: 1-669 (222 amino acids)
Source: RefSeq, a predicted model, not a curated record